Molecule: messenger RNA, 2967 nt
Organism: Synchiropus splendidus (mandarinfish)
Lineage: Eukaryota; Metazoa; Chordata; Actinopteri; Syngnathiformes; Callionymidae
Product: integrin-linked protein kinase
Exons: 13
Coding region: 280-1638 (452 amino acids)
Biological process (GO): substrate adhesion-dependent cell spreading; protein phosphorylation; cell-matrix adhesion
Cellular component (GO): stress fiber; focal adhesion
Molecular function (GO): protein kinase activity; ATP binding; protein binding
Source: RefSeq, a predicted model, not a curated record
CAGCACCAGCGCGUCCAGACGGAGGGUGUGGACGGACACUCCACACAGUCAAUCUGAGGCAGAAUAACGCUGCUAGUUCCUCCAGCUCGGCCUUCUCACAACCACACAACAAACAAGAGCUGCCUCCUAUUGACUGUGGGAUCUCGUCCCUCACUGACCCCGGUUGAGAGACUGAUGCUCGCCUGCACUUCGCUGAACCCUUUCGGCCACCCUCACUGUUGCUGUAGUGCCACGUGGACUUGUGCAGGUGAACUGUCAGAGUAGAAGUCACCUGGGACCAUGGACGAUAUCUUCGCUCAGUGCCGGGAAGGCAACGCCGUCGCGGUCCGUCUAUGGUUGGACAACACAGAGAAUGACUUGAAUCAGGGAGACGACCACGGCUUCAGCCCCCUGCACUGGGCCUGCAGGGAGGGGCGGUCCAACGUGGUGGACAUGCUCAUCAUGAGAGGAGCUCGCAUCAACGUCAUGAACCGUGGGGACGACACGCCCCUCCAUCUGGCCGCCAGCCACGGGCACAGAGACAUCGUUGGAAAGCUGAUCCAGUGCAAAGCAGACACCAACGCAGCCAACGAACAUGGCAACACACCUCUGCAUUAUGCCUGCUUCUGGGGCCAAGACUUUGUAGCUGAGGACCUUGUAAUUAACGGGGCCCAGGUGAGCAUCUGUAACAAAUAUGGGGAGACUCCCCUGGACAAAGCCAAAACUCAUCUGCGAGAUAUCCUCAAAGAAAAAGCAGAGAAGCUGGGACAGAACUUAGCUAAAGUUCCGUUUAAGGACAACUUCUGGAAAGGAACCACAAGAACCCGGCCGCGAAAUGGCACGCUGAACAAACAAGCAGGCAUCGACUACAAGCAGCUUUCAUUUAUGGCUAAAAUCAACGAGAACCAGUCGGGAGAGCUGUGGCAGGGUCGCUGGCAGGGAAAUGAAAUAGUCAUCAAAGUUUUAAAGGUUCGCGACUGGACGACGAGGAAAAGCCGAGACUUCAAUGAGGAAUAUCCCAAACUCAGGAUCUUUUCCCACCCGAAUGUCCUACCCAUGUUGGGAGCAUGUCAGUCUCCUCCCGCCCCUCACCCCAUCAUCAUCACACACUGGAUGCCUAACGGCUCGCUCUACAACGUGCUGCAUGAAGGCACCAUGGUUGUGGUGGAUCAGAUGCAGGCAGUGAAGUUUGCCCUGGACAUCGCCUGUGGGAUGGCCUUCCUCCACACCCUGGAGCCCAUGAUCCCACGCCACUUUCUCAACAGCAAGAGCAUCAUGAUAGAUGAAGACAAGACAGCCAGGAUCAGCAUGUCCGACGUCAAGUUCUCUUUCCAGUGUCCCGGCAGAAUGUACUUGCCGGCCUGGGUCGCCCCUGAAGCGCUGCAGAAGAAGCCGGAGGAGAUCAACCGGCGAUCAGCUGACAUGUGGAGUUUUGCAGUCCUGCUCUGGGAGCUGGUGACCAGGGAGGUUCCAUUUGCAGACCUGUCCAACAUGGAGAUCGGCAUGAAGGUGGCCUUGGAAGGUUUGAGGCCCACCAUCCCACCAGGUAUCUCGCCCCACAUCUGCAAGCUGAUGAAGAUCUGCAUGAACGAGGACCCGGCCAAGAGGCCCAAGUUCGACAUGAUCGUGCCAAUUCUUGAAAAAAUGCAGGACAAGUGAAAAGGCUCUGUCGACCGCCUCUCUUUUGGAGACCCUGGGUGUUAGUUCCAAGCCCAGAUCUGUCUCUGAUACCUGGUGUGGUGCUUACCAGUAUUGCCUUAACCUCUCCCGCGACAUCCGUGGCCACUGUAGCUUCUGCUCCUGUGGGGGAAUCAGCAGCAGUCUGCGUUCAUAUCUUUUUACCAAGUUUUUAUUGGUGUCUUGAUUUUUGUCUUUACUGCGCUAUGCAUUUUUUUAAUCAUGUGGACUGAGUACAAUCUUUAAGUGACCGAAUGACCUGUAUAGUGCAGCAUGGCGGUGCGUGAUAUUAAAGCAGGUUUACUGUAUGUGUUGUCAGCUAUCGGCAUUAAACAGAACGUAGAGGAAACAAUGUUUACUGUGUUGUAAAGACUUUGCUGAAUGCUGCCUUCAGAGUGAUGACAACUCAGUUGUUGAUGACUAAUGGAUUCCUAGAUGGGACAUAAAAGACGAGGCAUUAAUGGAUGUCUAAUGCUACUUAAUGAACUUCCAAACGCUGAGCUUGUCAACACACUAAAUGCGGCAGUAACUGUUUCAUUGACUUCAAAAUUAGCUGAGCAAAUUGUGUUUAUAGUCAAUUAUCAAAGACCACUUUGUCCUGUUUCUCCGGGUGUGUAGAUCUCAAGGUCACGGUGUCAUUGACCAGGAUAUUUACACUUGAUCGUGCAAUGGUGACGUUUUUCACAAGCAUUUCGAAUUAAUAAAGCAUCGCAAAUCAAAUGCUACAAUCAUCCUAACGGCACCGUUUCUUCUUUCCGAUGAUUCAAGCAAGAAAGUGCGUCCCACAAAACCCGCUAAAGUCGAUUUACCUCCAGCAAACGUCUGCGCUGCCUGUUAUUUGAAGCAACUUAUCUUUCAGUCCUCUGUCUUUCUGUCCAGCUCCGCCGUGUAUUGUGUUGCAAAAUCUGCUGACGUCAGUGAAAACCAGUUCCACGCCUGUCAAACCUAUUGCUAAAUAUAGCUCAUUUUAUUUUUGCUACUUAUCACAGAGCUAGACGCGGGGUUUGGUGAAAAUGUUGGGGAUAAUGAGUGUUCCGGAAGCAUCCUCUCGAUUGAAUCAUUUUUGAGGAACGGAAUGGGCAGCAAUCGGUACAUCUACUGUCAAUCUCACUGUCUGUUUGUGUUGUGCUGUAUUGUCAUCAAUGAAUAUCGGUCUUUUUUUGUCCAUGUUCUGUCUCUCCUGCUCUGUUUCGUGCCUCCACCCGCUUGCUUUCAUGUACCGAAUCACCCGUUGAAGCCAAAGUCUACAAUGACUUAUACAAAAUGUAUUUAUAUAUGAGUAUAUUAAAAUGAAACAUAUGGGCAUCUUGA